AUGAGUGUGGAAUUGAUAUUUCUUGUACUUUGUGAGUUAGCAGGGUUUGAAGUGAUACCGUGGUUGUUCCAAACUCUUGUUGAUACGCUCGUGUUGCUCGUGGCUCUUGUGAUGCCGUUUAUGGUGCUCGGGUUGGUUGUUGCACACCGUUUGACACCAAUAGAAGCUUCUCAUAUGGGGAAAUUAGCUUUUUGUGUAGGUUAUGUCGGGUGGUUUUUAAUGCUUCUGCGACUUGGAAGUUUGGCUCGUGAUUUCAGACACGCUGCUACCGACUGGCUGGUCAGAUCGUUGUUAGACACAAAGAUCACUCAGGUGGGGUUGAUGGGUAUAACCACCAAUUCUGUGCUAUCAGGAAUUGGAUCCUCGACUGUCAUUUAUAAGGUGAUAUCGGCCUGGAAGUUUAAGCUGUCUCGUGGGGUUUCCGAGAAAGAUAUUAAUGGGGUCAUCUCCAACUACAACAAUAUCAAUGUUCUCCUUGAGAAACGGAACUCGGAACUCAAUGGCUAUUUGGUGAAGACAGGGGGAACCGUUUACAACACACCUGAUCCACUCAAUAAUCUGUUGAAAAAGAAAGGUAAUAAACUUGGAGGAAUCAUGCAUAGAGUACAGUCUUUUGCUAGUUUACAGGGACUUCCAGACAAAAAUUCUGACGAGUAUGAAAUAAGUGAGUUGAACAAAGAAAUCCGCUCUCUUAAAAAUAUGAGAAAUGAUACUUACAACCAGCUCACAAGACUAUUAUACGCAUAUGAGGCCGACAACCAGCCUAAGCAUAUCACCACCACGGUGGCUGAUUUACUGAACUGCGGAUUUGCUAUUUAUUGUUUGUACAGACUCAUCAAUAUCGUGGUGCUCCGCUUACCAUAUUAUUACUGGAGUAAUGCAACUGAUGAUGAAUCCAAAGAUGCUUUGGCCAUCACCAUCUCCAAAAUAAUUCUAGCUGCCUCCUCAAGUACUUCAUCCGUUACCGAGAAACAAUUGGUCACCUUAAUCAGUUUUCUGUUAUCUGGAAGUUUGUUUCUAUUAACCUUUUCAAACGUGUUGAUGACUUUGCGGUCGUUUUCCCGGUUUUUCCCUAUUAUCACCAGUUUACCUAAACAAAUAAAAAGCUGGCUGGUCAGCUUGAUUGUGUGUCAGCUUUUUGGAAUCUACGUGAUAUCUACAUGCCUCUUGAUAAGAACUAAUUUACCCUCCAAUUUGUCAUUCCAAAUUUCUCGCAUCUUAUCAUUAUCGGGUUCAAAUGUCGAAUCUGAAGCGAUGCUCAACCGGGAAAUCAAGUUCAUCGAUACUCUUUUCGACUUGAUCUUUCUUAUCAGCAAUAUCAUCACGUUUGUGGUGUUUUAUUUGCGGAAGCUUGCUGAUAGUGACGAGCUGUUGGACGAAGAAGAGAUGAUAGAAGGUGCCAAAGACUUUAAGCUGAUGUAA
Molecule: messenger RNA, 1422 nt
Organism: Yamadazyma tenuis ATCC 10573
Lineage: Eukaryota; Fungi; Ascomycota; Pichiomycetes; Serinales; Debaryomycetaceae
Cellular component (GO): membrane
Source: RefSeq, a predicted model, not a curated record